ACGUCACCGAAGCUCGCCGCCGCAUCUGGAUAGUCAUCAAACGAUUCAUUCGACCUGCUACUUCGCACUUCCGGCGCUUUCUCGUUUCACAUUGAUGCACUAACUAACGCCCAACAACACUUAUUGACUCGAGAGCCAUUCAUAUUCAUCCUGGCUGGAAUAAUCUGGAAGGGCUCGGCAGAGCACUCCACAGGGCAGACGGCUCAGCUGCGACCGGAUACCAUGGCAGUGCCAUCGUCCCAGCCCAGCUUGUCCCCGCACUUUUGUUUCUCGCCCGGCACUCUUCGAGACUUCUUGCGACUCUCGAGGGCGUCAAUCGACGACUCUAUUGCCCAGAACCUCAACGCGCUGGUGACACCGUCUCGGUCCGGCUUCGAUCCCUCAUCCACCUCCCAACGCGCCGCGAGACCGACCUCCCGACGAAUAGACGGCCAGGCAUGCUUUGAUUUUAAGGACAAAGUCCUGUUUCCAUCUUGGCAGACGCGGACCGAAGUGUUGAACUACUGCGCCCUUGUCGCAGCGAGUCCCGAUCCGGACGACCCGAGCCGGACGUUGAGAGAGUUGGAGAGCCAAAAGGACCGUGAAAGGGUCGUUGAUGAACGUUUGGAUCCAUACUCUGGCCGAUUCUUCCCUCGAGAAGCACGAACCGAAAGACUGGCAUCACUUGUUCGACAAGAGAGGGGUGUUGAGAGCAUCGUACGACAUCGAACCUGGGCAGUGAUCAACGAACGGUGCGGCGACUCUACCGACACCUGGGAGGACGCUGUGAAGAUUUGGAAUAAGGACAAAGAUCCAGAGAGGCCCGUCUAGACCGAUAGGCUGGCGAGAGACUCGUAUCCGGAUUCAGCAAGGAUUCCAGGCGACAUCGCGACACUGGUGGAGGGCCGCCAGAGACGAUAUUUGUACAACAUGAAUCACGACGAGAUGAAUUGUAGGAUAAUGUACUCACCUCCACAAGAGAUGUAAUCAUAUAAAUUACUAUUAUGUAUAUACCUUGAAUGAGAAUCAUACA
Messenger RNA from Ilyonectria robusta, 1012 nucleotides. Its product is annotated as caffeine-induced death protein 2. The coding region runs from base 223 to 810 and encodes 195 amino acids. The transcript has 2 exons. Lineage: Eukaryota; Fungi; Ascomycota; Sordariomycetes; Hypocreales; Nectriaceae. Gene Ontology annotation, cellular component: mitochondrion; mitochondrial intermembrane space. The record is from RefSeq and is a predicted model, not a curated record.